Messenger RNA from Styela clava, 2337 nucleotides. RefSeq lists its product as uncharacterized. Gene Ontology annotation, molecular function: RNA polymerase II cis-regulatory region sequence-specific DNA binding; DNA-binding transcription factor activity, RNA polymerase II-specific. NCBI's taxonomy places the organism in Eukaryota, Metazoa, Chordata, Ascidiacea, Stolidobranchia, Styelidae. The record is from RefSeq and is a predicted model, not a curated record. Gene Ontology annotation, biological process: regulation of transcription by RNA polymerase II.
AUGAAAAAAUUGGAUCCCUCAUUGCUUUCGCGUUUAAUUUACUAUAUAAAUUUAAUAAAUAACUCUUUCAAAUUAAGAACUUUCAUUUUGUUUUUAGUAAAUGAGUUUAUUAUACUGUUAGUCUGAUAUACUUUGAUGUUCUUUUGAAACGAGUGUUGUAGAAAGAUGACCGCAAACGAAUCAGAGGUAAGGUAUUGGGACGCGGGUAUUAUAGGAGUAGAAGAAAGGUGUUCAAAUUCAAAUAAGUUUGAUUCAAAGCCAGAAUUGUCAACGAUGAAUUAUGAGGUACCAACUGUGCCUGACGAAACAUUUCAGAACUCGAAAAUUAACCACAAUAAAAACGGCAUAAUCGAAACAAAUGUACGCGACACCUUCGACGAAAAUCGACAAGCGAAAGGAGAAGAAUCAUAUCGAGAAAAUUUUUCUCCUUACAGAUCCAUGAUUUCAAAUUAUAACAACGAAAAUUAUACAGAGCCAAGUAACCGAGUUUAUCAACCUGAUCCGAGAUACAUUUUAAACUAUUCAAAUGGAUGCGGACCAUACAAUGGCCGUGAAAAUCCAACGAAUCCGCAUGGAAUUUGGCAAAUGCCGUCAUUCUGGAAAGCAAAAGAAGAAGAUACAGUCCCUUUGUAUUUCGACAAAACAGAGCGAUCAAAUUCACAUUUGACUUUGAAUACAGCAAGCAUACAUGCUAACGGUAUUUCAUUAAAAGAAUCUUCGACAUUGACAUCUGAACAAAACCUCUCUGAUUUUGGGAGACAAUCUUCAAGUUUCGAUCGAAUAAACGGCAUACAUAGAAAAGAAACACUUUCGACUGAUGUGAAGAAUGCAAAUUCAUCUUCACAGAAAUUUGACGAAAUGCCAUAUUCAAACAACAGUGUGCCAGCGGUUGACGUGAACCCUCUACAAGGAAACACCCAUUCCGGAAGCGCAAGCGAAAAUGAUGAAAGUGUCUUCGAGACCGAUUCCUUUUCGUCCCAUCAAAAUGGCGGCAUAACGCAUGGGGAAGCGUCGCCAUUGUCGAGUGAUGAUGACGCACAGUCUUCAGAUAUUCCGCCAUCAAAUUCCUCAAACAACAGAGAAAAUAUAAAGAAAAAUAAGAAAUGCAGAAAACCAAGAACCAUUUACACUAGUUUUCAACUUCAACAGCUCAUGCACAGAUUUCAGAGAACGCAGUAUUUAGCAUUGCCGGAACGUGCCGAACUUGCGGCUUCCCUGGGUGUUACACAAACUCAAGUAAAAAUUUGGUUCCAAAAUCGGAGAUCGAAAUGUAAGAAAAUGUUGAAGCAGCAAAUGUUGCACAACCAACAUGGAUCUCCAAGUAGUAUGCUGUUGACUUCACGUUUAGGAUUUCCACAGGCAAGAUCGUCGACAUUGUCGGGACAAGAGUUUUCGUUGCCCAUCACAUCCUACAGCGAUAUCACCGGGUAUUCCGGAUACGACUAUCAGUCGAAUAUACACGAAAUGCAGAAUCCACGCCAUUGGGAGAUAUCGCACCAAGCUUCGGCUGGUUUGCGUCAAUUGAGAAGCUAUACAAGCGCCUCUGAUUAUCCUCGGUCGCACACUAUACCAGAUAGUCGACGAAACAUUCAAGAAGAGACCACAAACUCCAUUCAACACAUACAAUCUCCAACGAGUAUGGGAUGGAACGGUUUUUCUGAUUAUCGAAAUUCGAAAACAAAUCAUUAUAAACCGAACGUUGGAGCAGAUUUUCAAACAAAUUCCAAUAUUGUCAUGCAACCCAGCAAUGCAACUGUUAGCGAACUUCAACAUACGGUAGUUGAUUUCCAAAAUACAUCCAACAGAAUAACUAGUUGGAAUUAAAAAGCAGUAAAUGUUUGAUUUUUGAUUAGGAAAAAAAUAGUUUGUUCCCCGUUCGAGAAAGAAAUGAAACAAUACGUGAAUAUGGUCUAUGCGUUUUGCAUGAUUCAAAAACAAAACUGCCGGUGACAUGUUGUUUAGUUUAUAGGAACGAAGUUCUGUUGGGUUGUUAGGAGUUGGGACUAUAGUAAAUUUGUGGUAAUUGACCGAUAUUUUAUAAUAACUAUUCAUGUAUCUUUGUGAUUAAGGUUUAUCGAAAUAUUUUCCAGCAACGGUAAAUAUGGGAGCCAAAUUUUCUAUGAUAUCAAUUUCAAUACUGAAAUUCAAACAAAACAAUUCAAUUUCUUGCUCCACAAUACAAAUGCUUGAAUUUCUUGUUUUUAUUUCAAGUAUUUUCUGAAUGUAGCCUUCAUUGUUUUCAGAUAAAAUGAUAGUCAUUGAAGUAAUUUUACUUGCAUUCAGGCCAAAUAUUGGAACAAGCAUUUGCACAUUUUAAUAAAUAUAGAAAAUUGAAAA